Saccostrea echinata is the source of this 1923-nucleotide messenger RNA. RefSeq lists its product as uncharacterized. The record is from RefSeq and is a predicted model, not a curated record. The transcript has a single exon. The coding region runs from base 1 to 1923 and encodes 640 amino acids. NCBI's taxonomy places the organism in Eukaryota, Metazoa, Mollusca, Bivalvia, Ostreida, Ostreidae. Gene Ontology annotation, molecular function: GTP binding.
AUGCCCAAUCAAAAAAUCUUGAAUGAAAAACUGGGGUCAGACUCGCAAAAUGAGCAAGUUACACAGGAACCAAGCAAGGACGCUUCUGAAUUGGUAAAUAAUACAUGUGUGAAAGAAAAGGAGUUCCUCCCAAGUACUAGUACAUCGGAUAUGUUUACUGUAAAGAAGUGUAAUGAACUUUUGCAUACAUGCUCUGAAAAUGAGCAAGAGACGGCCAUCAACAAAUAUUUAGGAGAAAAUUUUACGUACGAGAAUAAAGAAGAAAAGCAUGAAUCCAGAAGUGAAGAUAAACAGACUGAUAACAAAGCAUCAAGCAUACAAGUGGAACAAACGAAAAAUAUCUGUGAUACACUGUGUAUUGAUGAAGAUCUGAAUGGCGAGCCCAUACCCAAAUGUAAUGGAAAAGAUGAAUUAAAUUAUGAAAUAUUUUCAAAUAAUGCUACAGCAAUACAAGAAUCAACCAAUCUCCAUGGAGAAAAACAAGAGAGUCGUCCACUUCAUAUUGAUCUAGACAAAGAAACAAGUGAGUUAGAUAUUUCAAAGGACCAGAUGACCGAUGACACUGGUGUUCUUUUUAGUGAAUCAUUUAAAAUGGAGGAAAGUAGUCUUGUGGUGGACAGCGAUAGUUAUUACCAUGUUCAGUGUGCUACGAAUGAAGACAAUAAUAUUGGAGUCGAUAAUUUUGUACCAAUUCUAUUAAACAAUGUUGCUAAACAUUGUAAGAAUACUGAAAUAAAAAGUCCACCCAAACAAUCCACAACCGAUGAUCAAUCAACUAGAAAGGAAUCGAAAUUCCCGCGAAAUGGACGUCUAACACCGGGUCAAGAGUGCGCUCAGGUAGGCGUUAGCUCUAGAUCUGAAGGCUUCGAAGGCGAUCACAUGCGGAACCAUAUGAUUGAAACACUUCGCGUUGUUUUAAUUGGCCAGACAGGAGCCGGAAAAAGCGAAACAGGAAAUACAUUACUAGGUGCCAAAAGAUUUAAAUCGUCCCCAUCUUCAAAGUCUUGUACGGAAGUUUGUCAGAGGGAGACUAUAGUAAAGGGAGAUAUUGUCGUAGACGUUCUUGAUACCCCUGGCCUGUUUGACACACAUAAACCAAAAGAAGAACUGCAAAAAGAGUUUCUGAAAUGCAUGGUAAUGACAAAUCCUGGACCACAUGCCUUCCUCUUUAUUCUGAAAAUGAAUCGUAUCACAGAACAAGAGAAAAAGACGCUCGAGUAUCUAAAAGAUAUUUUCGGUGGAGAUCAUUUUUUAAAAUAUACAAUUGUUGUUAUUACCAGGAAAGACGACCUACUGCAAUAUGAUGGGGUCACUAAUACAGAAGAAGAGAUGAACGAACUUUUCAAAUCUAGUCUCAAGAAAUCCCCGGAUCUCUACCAAAUGAUUUCACAGUGCGGCGGUCGGUGCUUCUUGAUUUCUAAUAAAGGAAAGGUUGAUAAGCCAAAACGAGUAAAACAAGCAAAUGAACUUUUGAUGAUGAUAAAGGAAUUGGUAAUUACAAAUGGAAAGACAUUUUAUAGUUAUCAGUACUUCAUAGACCUCGAAGAAAAGAGAGAGCUAGUUCUGAAAAAAGAAGCUGAGAGACAAGAAGAAGAAAAACUAAUAGAAAAAGAGAGGAAAGAAAGGGAAGAACUGACAAAACUAAAAGAAAGAGAACUCGAACUUAAGCUAGAAAAGGUGGAAAAAGAACGAGAGAGAGAAAGGCAAAAUGCAGAAAGGGAGCAAUUACAACUAGAAGCCCGGCUGAGAGAAGAAAGAGCUGCAUCUAAAAGGCUGGAGGAGCAACAACGUCAACAAUAUUUACGACGGUUAGAGGAGGAGAGACAGGCUGCACUUCGUCGUCGAGCAAAACUUCGCUAUUCUAUCGAAACACAACGCCUGGAGCAAAAUCGUUCAAAUGGCUGGGGCUGUAUCGUAAUGUAA